Molecule: messenger RNA, 1463 nt
Organism: Gopherus flavomarginatus (Mexican gopher tortoise)
Lineage: Eukaryota; Metazoa; Chordata; Testudines; Testudinidae
Product: sushi domain-containing protein 6-like
Exons: 5
Coding region: 146-940 (264 amino acids)
Source: RefSeq, a predicted model, not a curated record
GCCGGAGCCGCCGGGGGGACUCGCCCAGCGCCCUGCGGGGUGACCCCGGCUCCCGAGCGCCCCGGCUGGGGGGAGACGGGGCCGCCGUGAUCCGGAGCGCCAGGACCCGCUGCUUCUGCAGCUCUGGGCAGAGGUUACCAGUGAGAUGGUGAAGGUGCCGGGAUGUCCCAGGCUGCACCGGCCCUCGGGUUACCUCUCCACGGCUCUGUUCUUCGCGGCGCUCUGCAGCUCUGCUGCUGUCCUCAGGAGCAAAGAUUGCCAGUUCCCGGACCCCUCCGAUCACACUACCUACAGGUGCGUGUCCCCGGUGUGCAAGCUGUCUCUGGGCAGCGGCGUGUUUAAGGCUGGCUCCGUGGUGCAGCAUUUCUGCGAAGCCGGCUACGUCCUGGCCGGCCACCCUGGGGUCUCUGUCUGCAAGGGCGGCCAGUGGAGCGUGCUGAAGCCGGUCGUCUGCAAGCCCCUGGCAGGAUCCCCGGUGCCUCGCCCUGGCUCCGUCAUCGCUGUCUCCUCCAUCCCCAUGGUGGCUGCGGCCUCGGUGACGGCAUCCGCCCUGCUGCUGGUGGCCAUGGUGUGUGUACUGGUGGGGCCGAAACCCUGUAGCUACUGGUGCUGGAGGUGGUACGAGCCCAUGGAGGAGUCCGAGGAGAGCACAGUCGACAGCUGCCCGGUGCCGCUCCCAUCCUACGAGGAGGCCGUCUAUGGCUCCCAGGGGGGGGCCGUGCCGCCCGCGCCCCCCACACCGACGCCUCUCGUCCUCUCCAGGGGCCUGUCCCCCCCAUCGGAAGCAGCUGAGACCUGUUGGAAUCCAGAGGCCGCCACUCCGCCCCCUUCCUACCAGGAGAGCCAAGCAGCAGCUGUGGGCGGCUCCGGCCUGGCCCAGCCCACAGUGCCCCCUGCCCGGUUCCUAUUCCCUGGGGCUGCAAAGGACCUGUACAGGUAGCCCGGGGGGCCGGGGGUCCCUGGCAGGGUCUCGACACUACAGCAGAGACUCCUCAUUUGAAGCACACGCAGCGUGCUCCAUCUUUUAACUUGCUGGGGGGAGAGGACCCCCCCCCCAGUUACUCAGCAACUUGUGAAGCUGAUGGGACCAAAGCAGCCCCCUUCGGAGGGGCGUCUGCAGCCUUCUGCCUGGAUGGGGACCCCGCCCCCCCUGCAAGCUAACGGCUCUGUCUUCGCGGCAGCCCCGAGGGGCCGAUCUUUGCCAGCUGGCUGGUAGCCGCCAGCUCAGCGUGUUCUGACCACUCUGCACUGCCAUCCCGUGGGAUCCCAAUUUUCCGUGCCCCCCACUUCUCCCGCCAGGGUGUCAGUUCCCAGCAGAGCCAUCACGGGUUAACUCAGGGUACAGCUGCCACCUUCCUCCAGCUGUGAGGAUCUGGGGGGGGUGAGGGGCAGAUUUCUCCCUCCCCCCCCCCGACUUCCAAAUGCUCUGGCGAACAUCCCCUGGGCUUGUUCCAUUCUUGGGG